Messenger RNA from Medicago truncatula (barrel medic), 926 nucleotides. RefSeq names its product F-box protein VBF. The transcript has 3 exons. The coding region runs from base 73 to 798 and encodes 241 amino acids. NCBI's taxonomy places the organism in Eukaryota, Viridiplantae, Streptophyta, Magnoliopsida, Fabales, Fabaceae. The record is from RefSeq and is a predicted model, not a curated record. Gene Ontology annotation, molecular function: protein binding.
AGCACCUUGAAAUUUUUUCAUAUCUUCUAUUCAAAGUUUUCAACAUUAGUGAAAAUAAAUAAUUACUAUAGUAUGGAACUUUUGCCUGAAGAUUGCGUUGCACACAUUUUAUCAUUUACAUCACCUAUUGAUGUGUGUAGGGUUUCUCUAAUCUCUUCAAUUGUGAAAUCCAUGGCAGAUUCAGAUAAUGUGUGGGAGAAAUUCUUGCCACAUAAUUAUCAAGGAAUUGUUUCUAGGUUGGUGGAUCCCCCAUUGUCGUGUUCGUCAAAGAAAGAAUUACUUGCCAGGUUAUGUAAACCGCAACUUAUUGACGACGGUAAUAAGAUGUUUUCAAUUGAGAAAACAACAGGCAAAAUAUGUUAUUCGUUGAGUGCAAGACAACUUUCAAUUACAUUUGGAAACAACCCUCUACAUUGGUCUUGGAGACAAGUUCAAGGCUCACGGUUUGCAGAAGUUGCUGAACUUAGAACCAUUUGCUAUCUAGAAACUAUAGGGAGCAUAAACAAUGAAAUGUUGUCACCAAAAACAAUGUAUGGAGCAUAUCUAAAAGUGAAAAAUGUGGAAUGUGCUUAUGGGUUAGAUUUGUUACCAUGUAUACGUUCAAACUGUAAAAGAAAUGGGAUUUGCAAUUGUGAGCAUAAAGAUGAAUGGUUGGAGAUUGAGUUAGGGAGUUUCUACACUGAAAAAGUUCAAGUUCAAGAGGUGAGAAUGUGUCUCAAGGAAGUCAAUGGUGUGGACUUUAAAGGUAGAUUAAUUGUUGAUGGAAUUGAACUAAGACCCAAAACUUAUAGGUUGUAACAUUUUUAUAUGAUAUUUUGGAUGGAAAAAUGUUAGAUAAUAGUAUUUAUGUUAGUUUUUAUGGUCAGAAUUAUGAACCUCCAAUUUCUUGUUCGAUUUAUUAUUGUUAAUUUCUCAUGCUUUAAAAA